AUGGGUCUAGCUGGGCCGAAAAAACGGUCGAAAAUUUCGCAUGAUCCAAACAAUACAACAUGGUCCCGUUCAACCACAGGAUAUGGUCACCGGAUUAUGAGCGCACAGGGAUGGACACCAGGUAGUUUCUUAGGCGCCCCAAAUGCCGCGCAUUCGUCCAGCUAUACUUCCGCUAGUUCCUCCCAUAUCCGAGUCGUACUUAAAGAUGAUACCCUUGGACUAGGAGCUCGGCCACGGAACCCACUUGCAGAGGAUGAACCAACUGGAUUAGAUGCGUUUAAAGAUCUACUAGGUCGACUCAAUGGUAAAAGUGAAACGGAGCUAGUCCAAGAACAACGCCGAAGAGAAGACAUCAAACUACUUAGUUAUGUGGAAAGAAGGUGGAAAACUAUGGCAUUUAUCCCCGGCGGAUAUCUGGUCAAAGAAGAUUCAAUAGAUGAUUUGUCAGAUGAACAUGAAGCCGCGGGACGUGACUCCAGCGGCCUGGUAAAAGAGUCGCUCAAAACGACACGCACUUGUCAUAAAACUGAAGACAGAAAAGAAACCACUGCGGACAGUGCAAAAAUCAACAAAUCGGCCGACAAACAAGCCAAUGUGACAGCAAGUGAACUCGAAUCUUAUAGCAAAAGGAAUAAGAAAAAGUCGAAGAAAAGGAAAGAAAUCGAGGCCCAAGCAGAAGAGUCAGAGCGAAAGCCUCAUAUCAGCAUCGAAGCUAGUUCUCCCGUUGAUAAGCCUACAGCAAAAUUGAAGCGGAAGCGGGAAACGGCGAUUGAAAUCAAAGAGCAUCGCCCACUGGGUCGCCAUGUGAUACGAAAUCGGUACAUCCAACAAAAAAAGAUGGCUUUGAUGGAUACCAAGUCUUUGAAUGAGAAUCCGAUGCAUUUGGUCCGCUCUAUAGAGAGUGCUUGA
Uncinocarpus reesii 1704 is the source of this 909-nucleotide messenger RNA. RefSeq lists its product as uncharacterized. Bases 1 to 909 code for a protein of 302 amino acids. The record is from RefSeq and is a predicted model, not a curated record. The transcript is spliced from 3 exons. Lineage: Eukaryota; Fungi; Ascomycota; Eurotiomycetes; Onygenales; Onygenaceae. Gene Ontology annotation, molecular function: nucleic acid binding.